CGACCAAACACAGUGUUGAUUCCCAAAUCCCCAUUAGUUUUCAAAAUAAAGACUUUGCGUGGCACCCACAAGAAGGCCACACAGUCACCACCACCACCACCCAUUUCUCCCGGUGCGCGACUCACUUUAUUUUUAUUCAUCCUUCCUUCCUACCAGAUCCGAUCCCCGAUGGCGGCGGCGUCGCGGCGGCUCCGGGACCUGCAGUCCUCGGCGGGGAACAAGAUCUGUGUGGACUGCUCCCAGAAGAACCCUCAGUGGGCCUCCGUCUCCUACGGCGUCUUCAUGUGCCUUGAGUGCUCCGGCAAGCACCGCGGCCUCGGCGUCCACAUCUCCUUCGUCCGAUCCGUCACCAUGGACUCCUGGUCCGACAUCCAGAUCAAAAAAAUGGAAGCCGGCGGCAACGACAAACUCAACGCCUUCCUCGCACAGUACUCCAUCCCCAAAGAAACUGACAUCGUCACGAAAUAUAACACCAACGCCGCUUCUGUGUACCGCAACCGGAUCCAGGCCAUCGCCGAGGGACGUCCCUGGCGCGAUCCGCCGGUGGUGAAGGAAAACCUCUCCGCCGGAAAGGGGAAACCGCCGCUGACACAAACGCGGAGGAACAACGAUUCUGGAUGGGAUGAUUGGGGUAACGAGGGGAGUCCUCGAAGCAAGAGCAUGUCGACCGGGGAUUUUAGGACUCUGAAUGGAGCCGGCGGAGCGCCGGCGAGGUCCAGGUCCACGGAGGAUAUCUACACGCGGUCGCAGCUGGAGGCGUCAGCCGCGAACAAGGAGGGAUUCUUCGCGCGGAAAAUGGCGGAGAACGAGUCGCGGCCGGAGGGGCUGCCGCCCUCGCUGGGAGGGAAGUAUGUAGGGUUUGGAUCCAGCCCGACGCCGCCGCCACAGCGGCGGAAUGAUGCCCAAAACGAUUACUUCUCUGUCGUUUCGCAGGGGAUUGGGAAGUUGUCUUUUGUUGCUGCCUCUGCGGCUAAUGUUGUUCAGGUUGGCACGAAGGAGUUCACUUCCAAGGUCAAGGAAGGUGGUUACGAUCAUAAGGUGAAUGAAACUGUCAAUGUUGUCACUCAGAAGACAUCAGAGAUUGGACAGAGGACUUGGGGCAUAAUGAAAGGAGUCAUGGCUAUGGCUUCCCAGAAGAUUGAGGAGUACACUAAGGAUGAUCCAAACUGGAAGAAUGAUAACUGGCAACGAAAUGAGAAUGAUACAAAUGGUUAUUAUCAGGAUUUUAAUCAAGAGAAAAAAGGAUGGAAUUCUUCUACUGGAAGAGAACAAUCUUCAUCAGGGGAAUAUAAAACUCAAAGCUCAAGCUCUUGGGAUGAUUGGGACCACAAAGAUAGCAGGAAGGAAGAACCAGCUAAAGGAUCAACUCAUUCAUCAGGUGGGCAGUUUAGUACCUACAACUCAAGCUCUUGGGAUGAUUGGGAACACAAAGAUUCUAGGAAGGAAGAACCUGCUAAAGGAUCAGCUCCCCAUAAUAAUGAUGAUUGGGCUGGCUGGGAUAAUGCCAAAGAUGAUGGAUUCGAUAAUAUUUAUGAAGGUGCAUCUAAUAAGAAAGGUGUUGGUCAUAAGGGGAAAUCUGAUGGCACUUGGACAGAGGAAGGCUUUCUCUAAGAUUUCAAGGUCAUAAUUUGAAACAAAUUAUUACUUGUUAUACUUCUUGGACCCCAGGGGUGAUUGGACUUCAAUACCAGUUUCGUGAUUUGUUCCUCAAGUGACAAAAAAAUACUGUAGUUUACGCACUGAUGGCAUGCAGGCCAAGCAGGGGCGCCACCAACCAAACAUGAUACUCGAUUUUCAGCUAUAACUUUUAAUCCCAUUGUUCCUUUUUAAACCCAGACCCAUUCUUCUCCUUUCCAUCGUUUCUUCAAUAUUCCCUUCUCUUUUGUAAUUUUUGGGAAUGUUCGUUGGAGAGAUAGUAUCCAAAAAUGGGCUAAUCUCCCAAAUAUCAAUUCUUAAGAGCAUUAUUGCCUGCGUAUUGCGAUGAAACAUUAAUGGCAGGGAAAUUUCAGAAAUGUAGCCUCUUAAUUUGACUGCUUAUAAUUUUAUGAGUGCCCUUCCCUCGCCUGUUUCUCAUAAUUUAACGUUGUUAUUUGUCAGAGAAUUUUAAUGAAUGGCGUCAAUUUCCAUGA
This is a messenger RNA of Glycine soja, 2129 nucleotides long. RefSeq names its product ADP-ribosylation factor GTPase-activating protein AGD7-like. Bases 169 to 1611 code for a protein of 480 amino acids. Lineage: Eukaryota; Viridiplantae; Streptophyta; Magnoliopsida; Fabales; Fabaceae. The record is from RefSeq and is a predicted model, not a curated record. The transcript is spliced from 4 exons. Gene Ontology annotation, molecular function: GTPase activator activity. Gene Ontology annotation, biological process: vesicle-mediated transport.